AUGACUAUUGUUGGGGCAGCCGAUCCCAGCGUUGGUCUCGGUGGCUUCCUAACAGGUGGAGGACACAGCCCUCUCGGCUCUCUUCACGGCAUGGCCGUUGACAACAUCCUGGAGUUGUCUUUGGUAACUCCAACCGGUGACAUCAUAACAGCCAGUCCUUGCCGAAAUUCCGAUAUUUUCUGGGCUGUGAGAGGAGGAGGCGGGGCAACCUUUGGGGUCCUUGUGAAUGCAACCCUACGAGCGUACCCGGUACCGACCAUAGCAUUGGCAAGGUUUGAGUUCAACUCUAGUCUUGUUGAGGCGACAAGUAACAGCAACAAUGCCUUUUACGCUGCCGCAGCCUCAGUCAUCGCAGAUAUGCCUACACUAUACUCGAAAGGGCUUGCUGGAUACUUCUCCUUGAUGCCUAUCAGUACCCCCAACGACAGCUUGCCUCAGAUGAACUUUGCGUUUUUGAUCUAUCUCUUGAAUGGCCCUCUUGGGCAACUACAGGGAGCUUUGGACCCAAUUAUGAGCCGAUUAAACACCACUCCGGAGCUGACAACGUCGAUAACAACGCAAUACGUUCCCAACUACCUUGGCUUCCAGUCGUCAUUCUUUGUAGCUGAUAAGGUUGGGAACAAUCGUCUUACUUUCUCUAGUCAAAUGCUGCAGGGAACAUGUGUUAGUGGUGAGGGCGUACGGAACAAGUCAAGCGAUGAUAGUGCCUUGAAUCCUGUUUGGAGACGUACUGUGGUAGAGAUGAUGAGUGGCAUACCCUAUCCUCUGGGAGCGGAUGCAUCAAAACGAGACAAUACGAUGACGCAGGCUGACAUGCUUUCAACAGCACUCAGCGAGCAAGCCCCAAAUAUGGGGACGUAUUCAAACGAAGCUUGGAUCCACCAGGCUGACUUUCGCAAGGCAUUCUGGGGCGAGCACUACGCGAGGCUGUUGGCGAUCAAAAGGCGCAUUGAUCCCAAGGGGGUUUUCUGGUGUCAGUGGUGCGUCGGAGCUGAAGAUUGGAUGCUAAGUGACGAUGGUGCUCUUUGUAAAGCGUAA
Molecule: messenger RNA, 1038 nt
Organism: Pyrenophora tritici-repentis Pt-1C-BFP
Lineage: Eukaryota; Fungi; Ascomycota; Dothideomycetes; Pleosporales; Pleosporaceae
Source: RefSeq, a predicted model, not a curated record